AUUUUAACAUUAAUUUUCAUUAACAUAUUAUUACAGGGACUCGUAACUUUAGUAACUGGUGGAGCUUCUGGACUUGGCAGAGCAACUGUGGAAAGAUUUGUCAAACAAGGUGCAAAGGUUAUUAUCGGAGAUCUCCCAACAUCCAAGGGAAAUGAACUUGCGACAGAACUUGGAAGCUCGGCUAUUUUUGCACCUUUAAAUGUGACGUCGGAGGCUGAUAUUCAAAAUGCACUAGAUCUUGGAAUAAAAGAAUUUGGAAAGCUCGAUGUUCUUGUUAAUGCUGCGGGUGUCGCAGUGGCUUAUAAAACUUAUAAUUCACAAAAGAAAGCACCGCAUUUGUUGGAAGACUUUGAAAGAAUUAUAAAAAUAAAUACAAUUGGUACUUUUAAUGUGAUUAGACUGGCGGUCGGUCAUAUGGUGAAUAAUGAGGCAAACGUGGAUGGACAGCGUGGAGUAAUUAUAAAUACUGCCAGUGUAGCAGCUUACGAUGGUCAGAUUGGACAAGCAGCUUACGCAGCCAGUAAAGGUGCAGUUGUCUCAAUGACGUUACCGAUUGCCCGCGAUUUAAGUCGCGAUGGAAUUCGAGUUGUAACGAUUGCUCCUGGACUCUUUGACACGCCUCUUUUGGCUUUAUUGCCGGAGAAAGUGCGCAUCUUCCUUGCCAAAAGUAUUCCGUUUCCUCAGAGAUUGGGAAAACCAGAGGAGUUUGCACAAUUAACACAAGCCAUAGUAGAAAAUCCAUUAUUGAAUGGCGAGACAAUAAGAUUAGAUGGAGCUCUUCGUAUGCAACCUUAAACUUGUGCAUUCAUUCGUUCUACUUUGUAAUGGCAUACUUUCGACAUCUCUUAAUUUCGAAAAUAAUUAUAUAUAUAUAUAUGUUACCACGAAAUUAUUACCGUUGAAUUACUACCGUUUCAAGAAAUUUUAAUAAUAUUUAUGUUAUUUGUAUGUGAUAACUUUCACGUGAUGUAUUUAGAGUGAUUAUUUUAAAUAAUUUUUUAAGAUGUUAUUUUUUAAAAACUUAUAAUCUUUUGAAUUUUAAUACGGUUAAACAAUAAUGUUGCCUUUGAAUAAAGAGGAUAUUAUGUUUCGUGUAAUGGUAUUAAAUAAAUUAAUAAACAAAUAAAU
Messenger RNA from Ceratosolen solmsi marchali, 1128 nucleotides. RefSeq names its product hydroxysteroid 17-beta dehydrogenase 10 (gene scu). NCBI's taxonomy places the organism in Eukaryota, Metazoa, Arthropoda, Insecta, Hymenoptera, Agaonidae. The transcript is spliced from 3 exons. The annotation marks the transcript as partial. Gene Ontology annotation, cellular component: mitochondrion. Gene Ontology annotation, molecular function: estradiol 17-beta-dehydrogenase [NAD(P)+] activity. The record is from RefSeq and is a predicted model, not a curated record. Gene Ontology annotation, biological process: estrogen metabolic process; androgen metabolic process; fatty acid metabolic process.